AAAUAGUGAAAAUGCCAUAAUAGUGAAUAGGACGGACUAUUUUUUUAUUUACUAAUUUCAAACUUUCAAACUUCUUUACCAGUAUGAGCUGUAAUAUCAGAGAAAUGAAUUUCAGAGAGAAUUCCUAGAUGUUUCCACUGUCCUUGAACUUUUUUGUUUUUGGUAGGCUGAGGAAAGAGGUGGAGGCUAGCAAGAUUAGGCCGGGGAAGGAGAGGGGUUGGUACGUUAAAUAAUGUUGACCAUAAAUAGACAAAUAUUAUCCACGUUGACUUGAAUUUAUUUGUAAGGCUUAGCUUGUAUUUGCUAUGCACAUCAAUCAUGACUCACUUAUUUUUCUAUUUUCACUUCUUUCCACAUUGAAUUGCAGUACUUCAACAGUUUGUGUUAAUCUCUUAAAAUGAAGCCAUUAAAGUGUUGGAUCAAACAGAAGAAAACAAAGGAAUGUGAAGACAAUUUCAUAAAGCAAGGAAACUUGCUUCAAGAAGAGCUUAUUGCCUUCUGUAAAGGGAAGAAUCUUCCCAUUCAUUUAUUUUCAGCUAAACAAGUAAACAAAAUGAGCUAUUUCGCCCAUGAUGAUAUGCUCAGUGACGAUGCUUCUUUCCAACUAUACCGAGGAACCAUAGAAGAAAAUAACAGACCUGUUUGCAUCAAGAAAUAUUACUGCACAAAUCCCUUCAUCGGUAUACAAGGUAUUAUCAGAGAAAUCGUUAUCGCAACACAAAUGAGAAUGCACGGAAAUUCUCUCAACUUAUUGGGGUGUAGCCUUGAAACUGAAACCCCAGUUUUAGUCUUUGAGUUACCGGAUCAAGGAUGUCUCAGAGAUCAUAUUUUCAGGCAACAAGGAUCACUGUCAUGGAAAUUGAGGCUAAAAAUUGGAUAUGAGAUUUCGUAUGCUCUUACUUACCUCCAAACUAGUUUUCAUAGGCCUAUAAUUUUUCGAAACCUGAGCUCGAAAGAUGUAUUUUUGGACAAGGAUUAUGUAGCCAAGCUUACUGGGUUUUAUUUCUCGGUGUUGAUCCCAGAAGGCGAAGAUCAUGUGAAUGAUGCAAUAGUCGGAACAGUAGGGUAUGGUGCACCAGAGUAUAGUAGAUCAGGAAGGUUAACUGAAAAAACUGAUGUAUAUUGUUUUGGAGUACUACUUUUCGAGCUGUUGAUUGGCGUGUGGAAUCAUCAAUAUGGAGGGUACAGUCUUCAACUUCUUCGAAAAAUCAAAGAUUAUGGGCAAAAUAUUGAGAUUGAAAUGAUUAUAGAUCCUAAAAUUUUAGAAGAAGUAGAGGAAAAGGGUAUGCGACAGCAUUUGAAAGAAGUACUUGAGAUUGCUGUGAUUUGCACUGCUGAUGAUGAGAAUCACAGACCAAGUAUGGUUGAUAUUGCCAGUAAACUCAAGAUAAUUUUGUGCUCAACUUAGCUUUUAGUUCUGCCCUAUUCUUAUUCAUGUAUAUCAUUUCUUUGCUCUGUAGCAAAAAUUUACACAAUUGUAUUGUUUCUUAAUUUUUUGCCUCUAAAAGAAAUGUUUCUAUC
Molecule: messenger RNA, 1521 nt
Organism: Amaranthus tricolor (Joseph's coat)
Lineage: Eukaryota; Viridiplantae; Streptophyta; Magnoliopsida; Caryophyllales; Amaranthaceae
Product: serine/threonine-protein kinase ZRK1-like
Exons: 1
Coding region: 398-1408 (336 amino acids)
Biological process (GO): protein phosphorylation; cell surface receptor signaling pathway
Cellular component (GO): plasma membrane
Molecular function (GO): protein serine/threonine kinase activity; ATP binding
Source: RefSeq, a predicted model, not a curated record